Molecule: messenger RNA, 1598 nt
Organism: Myotis daubentonii (Daubenton's bat)
Lineage: Eukaryota; Metazoa; Chordata; Mammalia; Chiroptera; Vespertilionidae
Gene: NEU1
Product: neuraminidase 1
Biological process (GO): oligosaccharide catabolic process; ganglioside catabolic process
Cellular component (GO): intracellular membrane-bounded organelle; membrane; cytoplasm
Molecular function (GO): exo-alpha-sialidase activity
Source: RefSeq, a predicted model, not a curated record
UGAGUGCUGAAAGGGCCCGGGUCAGCUCACUGACUCCAGCCCGGGUUUAGUCCUGGGGGCCGGGGGCCGGGGGCGCGGGGAGAAAUGGUAGCCGAGCGGCCCGGCGCGGUGCUCCUGGGCGGCCCCGAGGGACCGCGGAGGCCGGGGUUCGGGAGAGUCGGUGGGGUUCAGGUAUUUGCCGCGAUCUUCCCGCUGCUGUUGUCCGCGGCAGUGACCGCGGGGGACGAGAACGACUUCAGGCUGGUCCAGCCGCUGGUGACCAUGGAGCAGCUGCUGUGGGUGAGCGGGCGGCGGAUCGCGGCGGUGGACACCUUCCGCAUCCCGCUCAUCGCCGCCACCCCUCGCGGCACUCUCCUUGCCUUUGCCGAGGCCAGAAAGAUGUCCACGUCGGACGAGGGGGCCAAGUUCAUCGCCCUGCGGAGGUCCGUAGACCAGGGCAGCACGUGGUCUCCUACAGCGUUCAUUGUGGACGACGGGGAGACCCCUGACGGGCUGAACCUGGGGGCCGUGGUGAGCGAUGCGGAGACGGGAGUGGUGUUCCUUUUCUACUCCCUCUGUGCUCACAAGGCCGGCUGCCAGGUGGCCUCCACCAUGCUGGUGUGGAGCAAGGACGAUGGGGUCUCCUGGAGCCCACCCCGGAACCUCUCCCUGGAUAUCGGCACCGAGAUGUUUGCCCCUGGACCGGGCUCCGGCAUUCAGAAACAGCGAGAGCCACGGAAAGGCCGGCUCAUCGUAUGUGGCCACGGGACGCUGGAGCGGGACGGGGUCUUCUGCCUCCUCAGCGAUGACCACGGCGCCUCCUGGCGCUACGGCAGUGGGGUCAGCGGCAUCCCCUAUGGCCAGCCCAAGCGGGAAAAUGACUUCAACCCUGAUGAGUGCCAGCCCUAUGAGCUCCCAGAUGGCUCAGUAGUUAUCAAUGCCCGGAACCAGAACAACUACCACUGCCGCUGCCGCAUCAUCCUCCGCAGCUACGACGCCUGCGACACGCUGAGGCCCCGGGACGUGACCUUCGACCCUGAGCUGGUGGACCCUGUGGUGGCCGCAGGAGCGGUAGCCACCAGCUCGGGCAUUGUCUUCUUCUCCAAUCCAGCCCACCCGGAGUUCCGAGUGAACUUGACCCUGCGCUGGAGCUUCAGCAACGGCACCUCUUGGCGGAAAGAGACAGUCCAGCUCUGGCCAGGGCCCAGCGGCUACUCCUCGCUGGCAGCCCUGGAGGGUGGCGUGGGCGGGGCGGACCAGGCCCCCCUGCUCUUCAUCCUGUAUGAGAAAGGCCGGAACUACUGCACAGAGAGCAUCUCCCUGGCCAAGGUCAGCGUGUAUGGGACGCUCUGAGCUGCACACUUGCCACGGCGAGAAGGCCCUGGCCUCAGCCGCCUCAGGACCGUGGCCUGCGGAGGGUCGCCGGGCGCCCAGAGGACAGUUCCACCUUCCUUUAGACUCCAGCCUUUUGCAAAGUCAAGUUUUCUUUGACAGGGAAAUCGCUCCGUUAGGCUUCCUUUCCGUAGCGCUGGGCCUGGCCCUGCCCUUCCUGCCCCGGGGGCCUUGCGGGGCCUGCCUUGGGCCUGUAGGCUGAAUAAACGCGAACUCAGGGACUUGGG